AUGCUCACACUGGCGUUCAAAGUGAUGAACAACGAAGCUGAGUAUGAAACAUUGAUAGCAGGUUUGUCUGUGUCCGCCCAGAUCGGGGCAACCGAAGUAGACGCCAGGUCAGAUUCACAAGUAGUGGUAAAUCAAGUUUUGGGCGUGUAUGCUGCAAAGGGCGAAAAGUUGAAGAAAUAUCUGGCACAAUAUGUCCUGCCUGAGAUAUAUGAAGGGAUAUGUGGAAACCACAGUGGGGGAAGAACCUUGGCUAGGAAAGCGGUUUGGGCAGGGUAUUGCUGGCCUAAUGCUCUAAGGGAUGAGUGGGAGUUUGCUAAGAGGUGUGCGAAAUGCCAAACUUACGCACCUAUAUUGCAUGCCCCUCUGGAGGAAUUAGCAUCAGUAACAGCAUCAUGGCCAUUCGCCCAGUGGGGGUAG
Molecule: messenger RNA, 417 nt
Organism: Carya illinoinensis
Lineage: Eukaryota; Viridiplantae; Streptophyta; Magnoliopsida; Fagales; Juglandaceae
Exons: 2
Coding region: 1-417 (138 amino acids)
Molecular function (GO): RNA-DNA hybrid ribonuclease activity; nucleic acid binding
Source: RefSeq, a predicted model, not a curated record